Messenger RNA from Labeo rohita (rohu), 2687 nucleotides. RefSeq lists its product as uncharacterized. The record is from RefSeq and is a predicted model, not a curated record. The coding region runs from base 346 to 1947 and encodes 533 amino acids. Lineage: Eukaryota; Metazoa; Chordata; Actinopteri; Cypriniformes; Cyprinidae. The transcript has 2 exons. Gene Ontology annotation, cellular component: cytoplasm.
GUACAAUUAAGUAAAAAAUAUAAAUACUUAUAGAUGUGUAAUAUACAGGUAUUUGAGGUGUCUGUUGAGGCUGAGAAGAAUGACAAUGAGAUCGCUAUGACGUCGCUGAUGCCUACAGGACCGUUUCGCUUAUUGGUCAUGGACAUUUAUAGAAAUGUAAGCCUUGGAGUAAUGUAAUCCUGCUCAUUUAUUAAACGACAAUAAGAAAACGUGUAUAUGAGGUUCUUCCGUAUUUGCGUCGUUCGCGAUACCUGCAUAUUCAUCAUAACCACUCCUCAUUUGCAUACUGUGUACUUUCGCUUCCUCAUCGGGAGUUGAUCAACUUGAUCACUUUCUGUCCCAAUCAUGACGAACAGCGUCGAAGAUCAAACGCCUGUUUCGCGAAAAGACGUCUUCGCUAAGUAUUUACAGUACUACGACAAAGUUAGUUGUGAAGGCAGUCUGAAAGUGUGUUCAGAACCACAGGUGACAGAUGAAGCCAGACGCGUGCUGCUGCUAUCAGACGAAGAGCCGCGGAAGAAGCUGAACGCGCUGGACUUCUAUGAGACUCUGUAUAAGUGCGCCCAGCACAGAGACUGCCACAGACGAGUCCACGACUUGAAAAAAGCCGCCGAGUUACUGGAGCUCUUCUGUGUCAACCUGUUUUUGUUUCCGUGGAAGAAAGAGAUUAAAACAUUAAAGACAUUUACAGGGCACUUUGUCUAUUACAUCAAGCCAGUAUUGCCUUUUGCCAGAAGUAUUCUUCAAAUGAUUGGAUACUACAUGGAAACAGACACUGAGUAUAGACUGUCAGACAAAUUUGACCCUGACAAGGCCAAGAGUAUGGGAUUCGACCUUUUACUUGCCAGGUUAGAGUGUGAGCACCUUCUGGAGCUCAUGAACCAGAGAUCACAUGUCGAAUGUCUGGAAAUCAUCCGAACAAGAGCUGCUUCUCUGACCUUCACCGCUGGGGAAGAAGUUUCAGAACCUACCAAUGGCAUCUGUAAUCCAAAUGAGGAUGUUCUGAAGGAUGAUGUUUUUAAAGAGGAUGGACAUGUUGAAGGCAGCUCACUGGUAAACCCAGAGGAAGAACAUCAACAGGAGUCACUUAAAAGUCAUAACUCUGAUCAAGGAGUCGACAAGUCUCAAGAUGGUCCUAUCUCUGAUGUUGAAAGACCGCCCAACUCAUUUAUGACCGAUGACAAGUCUAUCUUAGAGAUGCGGGAGAACUACCCAGACCUGGCCAUCGGACAAAAGCCCAUUUUCCAAAAGUCUCAAAGAUCUGUGCAGCCUCUCAAACCUCAGGAGUGGGCUGGAUCCAGAAGCCACAACGCGGGUCUGUUCCACGAGGCCAGUACUGACAUGAGUGGCCCCCAGUCUAUAGCCAUACACACCGAGAACCCCCCAGGCCAUAGAAGACUACACAUCCCAGAUAUACCUGUAGAAGCCCAGCCAGCAGAUCACAAAGCAUUGCUUCUUCUAGCCGGGAGGCUGCUGCAAGGACGCAGCCGUGAAAGCUCAACAGAAGACUGCCUGGCUGAGCUCACUGAACAGAUGGGGAAAAUGCACAUGAAGGAACUCCCCGCAGAUGAACCUCUUAAAUACCCCAUAGAGGAAACCACACAGGGUCAGCCAUGCAGUGGACCCAAUGAUGUCGUCACAGCUCCACCCACAAAAUCUCCAGUUGAAACGAGCCUACCCAUCCUGUGCAGCCCAUCCCAGGAUCCUGUCUGCAAUAUCACAGGUUGUGGGAGCUGUGCUGGAUCUGAUGGAAUUCUUGCACAGGACAACCUCAUUAAAGAGCCUCCUCAGUCUAUCUACAUCCCUAGUGCACUGACCGCAUGUACACCAGCAUUUGGACCACCAACUGACCACAGUCAGACUCCCAAUGAGGGCUCAAAUGGACGCAAGAGUCCCACACCUCAGCAACCAGAAGACGAAAUAGUCCAAACAUACGUGAUGGUUUAGAGACACAAAGCAUUCCAAGUAUAUUACAGUGUACCAAAAAUGUCUUUGUGCAAGUAUUGGUUUUUAUUGAUAGGAAGUUUCUUGUUAAUGAAGCCCUGAUUUUGGAUUAGCUUUGGUAAUUAUGAAGGUGACUGGAAGAAUGUCUGUGCCCUUUGUCUUUUUAGCAUCUGUCAUAGGUUUUUGACGUGAAGGAAGGUUUCUUGCUGCUAUCAUUUUCAUGAACCUGCUUGGGUCGAAAUGAUUAUUAGAGCUUGAUUUUCUAGUUACUGUGCCUUACUUAAUGUAGAGACAGAUAAAUGUGCACUUACUUGUCUUGAUGGAACAUUUGUUUUGCUGGAAUGUCUAACCUUGGAUUAAUGUGGGUUAAAAUAAGUGUUAAAAAAUGCUGUUCGGGGCUUCGUUUUGUAAAAGAGGCCCCUUGUGCAUCAAUAUUAUACUAUCUGUUAUUUAAAGUAAUAAGAUGCAAACAAUUUUUGUAUUGCUCUUACAGUACUACUGAGGCUACAGUGGAGCACGUCAUAAAACUUAUGUGACUUUAGAUUACAGUGUAAUAAAAUCAAUAUUUUCCAAUCCCUUUUUCAGUUUAUUUAAAACAAUACCUUAUACAGUAUAAAUUACAUUGGUCACAGUAACACUUUCAAUAACAUAAACUGACCAUUGUGUCUUUACCUGUUAGUGACACUUUCUGCAAGUGGCAGGAUGAAGAGAAUUCAUGAAAAUAAAAGAAUCUUUACUGUAAA